AUGGACAUUGAGCAAAAGCAAGCGGAGCACAUAGACUACUUUGUGAAGCAGGCGUCGGAUCUAAAGGGCUCAGCUCUGUCGAAUGUCGUCGUUGAGGCCACUUCCCAUCCUUACCUAUUCGCUUUCUCUGAGAUUCUCUCCGUUCCUAACGUGCUCGAGCUUGAAGGAACUGAGAACAGUGUAUUACUCGAGUUGCUUCGCAUAUUUGCACAUGGAACAUGGAGUGAAUACAAGAGUGUUUCCAGUCAUCUUCCUCAAUUGGUUCCUGAUCAAGUUCUCAAAUUGAAGCAGCUGACUGUGCUCACUCUGGCUAAGACAACCAAGGUAGUAUUGCCAUAUGAUACAUUGAUGAAGGAGUUGGAUGUCACCAAUGUACGUGAGUUGGAAGAUUUUCUGAUUAAUGACUGCAUGUAUGUGGGGAUAAUCAGAGGAAAGCUGGAUCAAUUCCGAAGAUGCCUCGAGGUGCAAUUUGCAGCAGGAAGAGAUCUUAGGCCUGGAAAUUUGGGUAGCAUGAUUCAGACUCUAGCGAACUGGCUAUCUACAUCAGAAAGCCUUCUUGGUUCAAUCCAAGAGAAGAUAAAAUGGGCAGAUACUAUGAAUGAGAUGGGUAAGAAGCACAGGAAGGAAGUCGAUGAAAGGGUGGAGGAAGUGAAGAAAACGCUUUCUUUUAAGGCCGAUGCUGAGUUCAGAGCGCACUCUGAGGAACUUUUUUCCGAGCACGGUGGAGUGAUGGACUUUGAGGAAGACCGUAGUAUCCGACCCAAGAGGAGACGCCACCCCAUGGGUUGA
This is a messenger RNA of Striga hermonthica, 789 nucleotides long. The record is from the annotation of a GenBank genome assembly. NCBI's taxonomy places the organism in Eukaryota, Viridiplantae, Streptophyta, Magnoliopsida, Lamiales, Orobanchaceae.